This is a messenger RNA of Capronia coronata CBS 617.96, 1419 nucleotides long. RefSeq lists its product as uncharacterized. Gene Ontology annotation, biological process: ammonium transmembrane transport. The transcript is spliced from 3 exons. The coding region runs from base 1 to 1419 and encodes 472 amino acids. The record is from RefSeq and is a predicted model, not a curated record. Gene Ontology annotation, cellular component: plasma membrane. Gene Ontology annotation, molecular function: ammonium channel activity. Lineage: Eukaryota; Fungi; Ascomycota; Eurotiomycetes; Chaetothyriales; Herpotrichiellaceae.
AUGACUGGAGGAGAUUCCCGCACACAAGAUCUCAAUGUCUACUAUAAUGCAGGCGACAUUGCGUGGAUGAUCACGUCCACGGCAUUGGUGCUUCUCAUGAUUCCGGGUGUUGGUUUUUUCUACUCCGGCCUAGCACGCCGCAAGUCAGCCUUGUCACUCAUUUGGCUCUCCCUCGCAGCCACCGGGCUCACAUGUUUCCAAUGGUUCUUCUGGGGCUACACCCUCACCUUCUCGCACACCGCCGGCAAGUUCAUCGGUGACAUGGAAAACUUUGGUUUCCGCGGCGUCCUUGGUGCUCCAUCUGUCGGAUCAACCAAAAUCCCCGACCUCAUGUUCGCAGUCUACCAAGGAAUGUUCGCUGCUAUCACCGUCGCUCUUGCGAUUGGUGCUGCUGCUGAACGUGGCCGCAUGUUGCCUGCCAUGGUUUUCUCCUUUGUGUGGUCCACAGUCGUGUAUGACCCGAUUGCCUGCUGGACAUGGAACGGAUCUGGCUGGGUGUUCAAGAUGGGUGGUCUGGAUUUUGCUGGCGGUACACCCGUCCACAUCUCGUCCGGCGCUGCUGCUCUGGCGUACUCCCUCAUGCUGGGAAAGCGUCGCGGCCACGGUACCCACGAGUUGAACUACCGUCCUCACAAUGUCACUCACAUUGUGAUUGGAACUGUCUUCCUCUGGGUUGGUUGGUUCGGUUUCAAUGCCGGUAGCGCUCUGGCUGCUAACCUGCGCGCUGUCAUGGCCACCGUCGUCACGAACUUGGCCGCCUGCGUGGGCGGUAUCACCUGGUGUGUCCUUGACUACCGCCUGGAGCGCAAAUGGUCUACUGUGGGCUUCUGCAGUGGUAUUCUUGCGGGUUUGGUUGCCAUCACUCCGGGCAGUGGUUUCGUUCCCGCCUGGGCCGCUGUCAUCUUUGGCGUUGUCGGCGCUAUUGCCUGCAACUAUGGGACCAAGCUGAAGUUCCUUCUUCACAUUGACGACUCUCUCGACAUCUUCGCCAUCCACGGCAUUGGCGGCUUGGUUGGAGACCUUUUGACCGGUCUCUUUGCCGCAGACUACAUUGCUCACCUCGAUGGCUUCACCGAAAUCGACGGAGGUUGGAUCAACCAGCACUACAUCCAGCUCGCGUACCAACUCUGCGACGGCGUCGUUGGCAUGGCCUACUCCUUCGUCCUUAGCAUGGUAAUUCUGUUCGUCAUCAACCUUAUCCCCGGCCUGAAGCUCCGUGCCACCGAGCAAGAGGAAAUCAUGGGUAUGGACGAAACCGAGAUCGGCGAGUUUGCCUACGAUUAUGUUGAGCUGAGCAGAGACGUGGUCAACGGCGUCCCUGACUCUACUUCGACGCCUCACCAAGCGGGUCUUACCACCAACGGAGAUCUUGGGGAGAAGCCCGCGGAUCCAAUCGCACCGGCUGCUCCUGCUGCUUAG